Molecule: messenger RNA, 2283 nt
Organism: Megalops cyprinoides (Indo-Pacific tarpon)
Lineage: Eukaryota; Metazoa; Chordata; Actinopteri; Elopiformes; Megalopidae
Product: GTPase IMAP family member 8-like
Exons: 4
Coding region: 1-2283 (760 amino acids)
Molecular function (GO): GTP binding
Source: RefSeq, a predicted model, not a curated record
AUGGCAACUGGAGGUGCACCCUCUCCUCAAGGGGAGGAACACCGUCUCUCAGAUCUGAGGAUUGUGCUGCUGGGGGGGAGAAACAGUGGGAAGAGUUCAGCAGGAAACACCAUCCUGGGCAGAGAGGAGUUUCAGUCUGGAAGAAGAACUGCACAGUGUGUGAAGAAACAGGGUGAAGUAGCUGGGAGGCAGGUCACUGUGGUCGACACUCCAAGCUGGUGGAGGAUUUAUUCUGUACAUCACACUCCAGAGCUGGAUAAACAGGAGAUUGUGCGCAGUGAGUCUCUGUGUCCCCCAGGACCCCAUGCUCUCUUCCUGGUCAUUGAUGUGAGCUCACCCUUCACAGAAACACACAGGAGAUCAGUGGAGCAACACCUGGAUCUUCUCAGUGAGAGUGUCUGGAGACACACUAUAGUGCUGUUCACCAGGGGAGACUGGCUGGGAGACACAAGCAUUGAGCAGCGCAUUGGGAGCAAAGGGAAGGCCCUCCAGUGGCUUGUAGAGAAAUGUGGGAACAGGUAUCAUGUUCUCAACAAUAAGGACAGGAGUGAUGGCACUCAGGUCACAGACCUGCUGAAGAAGAUAGAGGAGAUGGUGGCAGGACAUGGUGGCUGUCACUAUGAAAUGGACAGAAUGCUCUUACAGGAGGUGACAGAGAAGAGGAGGGCAGUGGAAGAAAGAGCGAAACAGAGACUGAUGAAGGUGCAGGAACAGAGGAAGACUCUCAGAGCGCUUUUCAAAGGAGAGGAACACCAUCUCUCAGAGCUGAGGAUUGUGCUGCUGGGGGGGAGAGAGAGUGGGAAGAGUUCAGCAGGAAACACCAUCCUGGGCAGAGAGGAGUUUCAAUCUGGAAGAAGAACUGCACAGUGUGUGAAGAGACAGGGUGAAGUAGCUGGGAGGCAGGUCACUGUGGUCGACACUCCAAGCUGGUGGAGGAUUUAUUCUGUACAGGACACUCCAGAGCUGGAUAAACAGGAGAUUGUGCGCAGUGUGUCUCUGUGUCCCCCAGGACCCUACGCUCUUUUCCUGGUCAUUAAAGUGAGCUCAUCAUUCACAGAGACACACAGGAAAUCGGUGGAGCAACACCUGGAGCUUCUCAAUGAGAGUGUCUGGAGACACACUAUAGUGCUGUUCACCUGGGGAGACUGGCUGGGAGACAGAACCAUUGAGCAGCACAUUGAGGCUGAAGGGAAGGCCCUCCAGUGGCUUGUAGAGAAAUGUGGGAACAGGUAUCAUGUUCUCAACAAUAAGGACAGGAGUGAUGGCACUCAGGUCACAGACCUGCUGAAGAAGAUAGAGAAGAUGGUGGCAGGACAUGGUGGCUGUCACUAUGAAAUGGACAGAAUGCUCUUACAGGAGGUGGAAGAGAAGAGGAGGGCAGUGGAAGAAAAAGCGAAACAACAGAUGAUGAAGGUGCAGAAGCAGAGGAAGACUCUCAGAGCGCUUUUCAAAGGGGAGGAACUCAAUCUCUCAGAGCUGAGGAUUGUGCUGCUGGGAGGGGGGGCGACUGGGAAGAGUUCAGCAGGAAACACCAUCCUGGGCAGAGAGGAGUUUGAGUCUGGAGUAAGAACUGCACAGUGUGUGAAGAGACAGGGUGAAGUAGCUGGAAGGCAGCUCACUGUGGUCGACACACCAGGCUGGUGGAGAAGUCAUUCUAUGAAGGGAACUCCUGCCCUAGAUAAACAGGAGAUUGUGCGCAGUGUGUCUCUGUGUCCCCCAGGACCCUACGCUCUUUUCCUGGUCAUUGAUGUGAGCUCAUCAUUCACAGAGACAUACAGGAGAUCAGUGGAGCAACACCUGGAUCUACUCAGUGAGAGAGUCUGGAGACACACUAUAGUGCUGUUCACCAGGGGAGACUGGCUGGGAGACAGAACCAUUGAGCAGCACAUUGAGGCUGAAGGGAAGGCCCUCCAGUGGCUUGUAGAGAAAUGUGGGAGCAGGUAUCAUGUUCUCAACAAUAAGGACAGGAGUGAUGGCACUCAGGUCACAGAGCUGCUGGAGAAGAUAGAGGAGAUGGUGACCAGAAACAGAGGUGGUUAUUUUAAUCCAGAGCAGAAGGAUGAGGGGUUGAAUCAGUGGUUUGAAGGAGGGAAAGUGGAUGAAAAGAAGCUGAAACAGAAGCUGGAGGAGGAAUGGAGCCGAAGAGAGGAGGAGCUGAUAGAGAGGGUGUCAAAGCUGGUGGUCGAGCCAGAGACAGAGGGAUACACUCUGCCAUCCAGGAAGGGGAGGGGCAGAAUGGAUUUUCCUCCUUCUCGUGAGUCUGAGUCAUUUCCUUGCCAGUGA